AAAACCCAGAGAGGCGGGAUGGCGCGGUUGACUCUCCGGAGUGUGUGCAGAUACCUCUGCCACGCCAGCUGUGAGAGCCACGCGGCAGGCAUAGGAACUGACUCCACUCAUCGACCCCCAGUCUCAAUCCUAACUCUCUGAGAAAACCCGAAUUUGCCAGAGCUCCAGGUACAGCGGGGCUGGGCAAAGGUGGCACUUUUCUCCGUCCCCAUCCCAACCCAAGCGCUCCUGGCUCUGACGACGCCAAGAAACUCCAGAGUGGGUACUAAAGUUCCCCGAGCGGGCAGCAGGUGUCCAGGGCUGGCCUCCAGGUUCCCGGAGACUCUCGGGUUGACAUCUUGUCCUCGGCAAAGUCCCCACCCCUUCUCCGAGCCUGCAGUCCGAGCCACUGGAAACCGCACUUCCCCGCAGCAUGGCCACGAGCCUCAGCCCAGACGAUCCUCGGCCGCUAAGUCCGCUGUCCACUCAGCAGACCACGCUCCUGCUACUCCUCUCGGUGCUGGCCGCCGUGCACAUGGGCCAGUGGCUGCUCAGGCAGCGGCGGAGGCAACGGGGAUCCGCGCCCCCGGGCCCCUUCCAGUGGCCGCUGAUCGGAAACGCGGCGGCGGUGGGCCAGGCUGCGCACCUCUCGUUCGCGCGCCUGGCGCGGCGCUACGGCGACGUCUUCCAGAUCCGCCUGGGCAACUGCCCGGUGGUGGUGCUAAACGGCGAGCGCGCCAUUCACCAGGCCCUGGUGCAGCAGAGCACCGCCUUUGCCGACCGGCCGCCCUUUGCCUCCUUCCGCGUGGUGUCCGGCGGCCGCAGCCUGGCUUUCAGCCCGUACUCGGAGCACUGGAAGGUGCAGCGGCGCGCGGCGCAUGGCACGAUGCGCGCCUUUUCCACGCGCCAGCCGCGUAGCCGCCGCGUCCUCGAGGGCCACUUGGUGGGCGAGGCGCGCGAGCUGGUGGCGCUGCUGGUGCGCGGCAGCGCAGGCGGCGCCUUCCUCGACCCAAGGCCGCUGACCGUCGUGGCCGUGGCCAACAUCAUGUGCGCUGUGUGCUUCGGCUGCCGCUACAGCCACGACGACGCCGAGUUCCGCGAGCUGCUCAGCCACAACGAGGAGUUCGGGCGCACGGUGGGCGCGGGCAGCCUGGUGGACGUGCUGCCCUGGCUGCACCACUUCCCCAACCCGGUGCGCACCGCCUUCCGCGAGUUCGAGCAGCUGAACCGCAACUUCAGCAACUUCGUCCUCGACAAGUUCCUGAGGCACCGAGAAAGCCUCCGGCCCGGGGCCGCCCCGCGCGACAUGAUGGACGCCUUCAUCCUCUCCGCGGGAAAGAAGGCGGCCGGGGACUCGGGCUACGGUGGCGCGCAGCUGGACCUGGACAACGUGCCGGCCACUGUCACCGACAUCUUCGGCGCCAGCCAGGACACCCUCUCCACCGCGCUGCAGUGGGUGCUCCUCCUUUUCAGCAGGUAUCCCGACACGCAGGCUCGAGUGCAAGCAGAGGUGGAUCAGGUCGUGGGGAGAAACCGUCUGCCCUGUAUGGGCGACCAACCCAAACUGCCCUAUGUCAUGGCCUUUCUUUAUGAAGCCAUGCGCUUCUCCAGCUUUGUACCUGUCACCAUUCCUCAUGCCACCACUGCUAAUGCUUCUGUCUUGGGCUACCAUAUCCCCAAGGACACUGUGGUUUUUGUUAACCAGUGGUCUGUGAAUCAUGAUCCAGUGAAGUGGCCUAACCCGGAGGACUUUGAUCCAGCCCGAUUCCUGGACAAGGAUGGCUUCUUUAACAAAGACCUGGCCAGCAGCGUGAUGAUUUUUUCAGUGGGCAAACGGCGGUGCAUUGGUGAAGAGCUCUCUAAGAUGCAGCUGUUUCUCUUCAUCUCCAUCCUGGCUCACCAGUGCAAUUUCAGGGCCAACCCAGACGAGCCCUUGAAAAUGAAUUUCAGUUACGGCCUGACCAUUAAACCCAAGUCAUUAAAAAUCAACGUCACUCUCAGAGAGUCCAUGGAGCUCCUUGAUAGUGCUGUCCAAGAAUUACAAGCCGAGGAAGGUGGUCAGUGAGAAGCCAGGGGCAAACCGAGAUUUCAGAAGUACUCAAGCCUUAGGGAUGGGGAGUAAGAUUCAGGUUUUCUUCUAGCUCCUCUUUUGUGCCACUUCUCAAUUAGCUUCUAAGUGAGCAUAAACUGGUUUCAGAGGAGAUGUGCCCCACACCAAGGGGCCCCUCAUGACUACUGGGCUGUGCAGGAACUCCUAGAAGAUUUUUUGAGUCAAAGAGUUAAAGGGCUCAAGGAAUUUUUA
Molecule: messenger RNA, 2281 nt
Organism: Galeopterus variegatus (Sunda flying lemur)
Lineage: Eukaryota; Metazoa; Chordata; Mammalia; Dermoptera; Cynocephalidae
Product: cytochrome P450 1B1
Exons: 3
Coding region: 413-2044 (543 amino acids)
Molecular function (GO): iron ion binding; heme binding; monooxygenase activity
Source: RefSeq, a predicted model, not a curated record